Messenger RNA from Stegastes partitus (bicolor damselfish), 1026 nucleotides. Its product is annotated as succinate dehydrogenase [ubiquinone] iron-sulfur subunit, mitochondrial-like. Gene Ontology annotation, cellular component: mitochondrial membrane. The record is from RefSeq and is a predicted model, not a curated record. The transcript has 8 exons. Gene Ontology annotation, biological process: aerobic respiration; respiratory electron transport chain; tricarboxylic acid cycle. Lineage: Eukaryota; Metazoa; Chordata; Actinopteri; Pomacentridae. The coding region runs from base 61 to 906 and encodes 281 amino acids. Gene Ontology annotation, molecular function: electron transfer activity; oxidoreductase activity; 2 iron, 2 sulfur cluster binding.
AGUCUCCGGUGUGGUCCGGUCCAGUCACUGUCACCGUCAGCAGCUGAUCCGAACAGAAAGAUGUCCGCAGUUUGUCUCAGCCGAAAUGUUUCGUCCAUCAAGAGUUCUGGUGUCAUGGUGAUACAGAUGGUGCGCCAUGCUCAGACUGCAGCUGCUCCAGCUCCUGAACCCAGGAUCAAGAAGUUCCAGAUCUACCGCUGGGACCCGGACACCUCCGGAGACAAACCACGAAUGCAGACGUAUGACAUUGAUCUCAACAACUGUGGUCCGAUGGUUCUGGAUGCCCUCAUUAAGAUCAAGAAUGAAAUGGACCCUACGCUCACGUUCAGACGUUCCUGCCGUGAGGGUAUCUGCGGCUCAUGUGCCAUGAACAUAAACGGAGGCAACACGUUGGCGUGCCUGAACAAAAUCGACACCAACACAAGCAAACCCACCAAAAUCUACCCACUGCCACACAUGUACGUGGUCAAAGAUCUGGUGCCUGAUAUGAGCAACUUCUACGCGCAGUACAAAUCCAUCGAGCCCUACUUGAAAAAGAAGGAUGAAGCUCAGGAAGGGAAGGAGCAGUACUUCCAGUCAGUGGAGGACCGGCAAAAACUGGACGGCCUGUACGAGUGCAUCCUCUGUGCGUGCUGCAGCACCAGCUGUCCCAGCUACUGGUGGAACGGAGACAAAUACCUCGGACCUGCUGUCCUGAUGCAGGCAUACCGGUGGAUGAUCGACUCUCGUGAUGAGUUCACUGAGGAGCGUCUGUCUAAACUUCAGGACCCCUUUUCCCUGUACCGCUGUCACACUAUUAUGAACUGCACAAAGACUUGCCCCAAGGGACUUAACCCAGGAAAGGCCAUCGCAGAGAUCAAGAAAAUGAUGGCGACUUACAAAGAGAAGAAAGCAGCGGCUUCGUGAACAUCUAACGGGCUCUAAAUCCGCUAAUAUUCCUUCAAACUGAGUGAAGAAAUGAGCCAACCACGAACUUUUACUUACAUCAGCACUUGUUCAGAUUUUAUUGAGUGUCUGCGGGUGAUU